CAGAUCCACAGAAUUAGCCAGCUCCUCUGAAGGCAAACACCCAUUAUCAAGCUCUCACAGCCACCUGCUCUCCAGCAAUGCCUCCAGACUUUGACACCAACAUGAAGUUCAAGUUCUCGAUCCUGGCACUUCUUCUGGAAGUGAUUGUCAUUAUUUUGUUUGGGAUAUUUGUGGAUUAUGACCCAGAUCCUUCUAGAAUGUUAUACCCACAUUUUCAGGAUGUCCAUGUGAUGAUAUUUGUUGGAUUUGGUUUCCUGAUGACCUUUCUGAAGAAAUAUGGAUUCAGCAGUGUUGGUUUCAACAUGCUCAUUGCCGCCUUCGGUCUCCAGUGGGGAAUUCUGAUGCAAGGAUUUUGGCAUAUGGAAAGAGGGAAAAUUUCUGUUAACAUCGAAAGCAUGAUAAAUGCAGACUUCAGUACAGCAACAGCUUUGAUUUCAUUUGGAGCACUCCUGGGGAAAACAAGUCCCAUUCAGAUGCUGAUCCUGACUCUCCUGGAGAUCACCAUGUUUGCAUGCAACGAACACCUAGUUACCAAAGUAUUCAAGGCCACAGAUGUUGGAGCUUCGAUGACUAUCCAUGCUUUUGGAGCUUAUUUUGGUUUGGCUGCAGCUUUCGUCUUGUACCGUCCUGGUCUGGCAAACAAACAUGAUAAUGAUGAAUCCACCUACCACUCAGACAUGUUUGCCAUGAUUGGUACCCUGUUCCUUUGGCUUUUUUGGCCCAGUUUUAACUCUGCCAUUGCACAAGCCCAGGUAAUAGCCAUUAUCAACACUUACUACUCCUUGGCUGCCUGUACCAUCGUAACAUUCGCCCUCUCCAGCUUGGUGGAUAAAAGAGGCAAAUUCAGUAUGGUUCUCAUUCAAAAUGCCACCCUGGCAGGAGGAGUGGCCGUGGGUACCUGUGCUGACCUGGAAAUCCACCCUUUUUCUGCCAUGUUCAUUGGGGUCGUUGCUGGAAUUGUCUCUGUCCUUGGGUUCCAGUUCCUGACUCCUGUGAUGGCAUCCAAAUUGAAAAUUCAAGACACUUGUGGAGUUCAUAAUUUACAUGGUUUACCUGGAAUUCUGGGGGGUAUUGCUGGCAUCAUAGUGACUGCGAUAAAAACGGAAAGUAGGAAUGGUCAUGUGCUUACUCCUGCCAUGCAGGCUGCUGCCCUGGGAAGUACACUUGCAAUUGCAAUUGUGGGAGGAGCACUCACAGGUGCUAUUCUAAAGAUCCCCUUCUUGGGACAAGUAUCUGACCAGAACUGCUUUGAUGACUCUGCUUACUGGGAGGUUCCAGAGGAGGAGACAGUGCCUGAGUUUCACUCCAGCCACCGUGAUGAGCACAGCAGAUUUGAAGCUGCCAUGUAAAAAAAUAAUUAAUCUGCAGUAUUUGUCCUAAUGAUGCCCUUUUCUGUUUCUAAUGCUAAGAAAAAAUGAAAAAACAUCCAAGUAUUGUCCCAACCACACCAGGUUUUCAAGAAAAGCCUGAAGAUAUUUUUGUAGAAGAAAAUAAGUUGGAUUUUAGAUUACUUAGUCAUUAUGCCAAGCUCAGAUGAAUAAAUCAGGUCCUUCUAAUAUAUUUGUUCAUCAAAAAAAGGCACCACAAAUUGGUCUUUAAAAUUAUCUAUAUUUUAUCAGGACAAUAUAUUUAAUUGUGAAAUUUCUGAGUUACAUCCUUCAGCUGUAUAGGGGUAAUCAAGAAGAAAUUAAUUGAUUUUUUUAUAUGGAUUCAAACAAACUUUUCACUAGAGUAUCCCACCUUAAAUUUUUGAUAAAGUGUGUUGUCCUGUUUUCUGGUGGAGGAGAAAACAUGCUGUAUUUUGAAGCUUGAUUAUGACAGGAAGCAAAAUGUUGAAAUAAUUCUUAUGGCAAAUCACAGAACACAGUGAUUGAUAAGGCAAUAUGAGUAUCAAGAUUCAUUGUUAAAUGUUUAUUGAAAGGGAAAAGAAAGUGAAAUUGUUAAAAAAGUUCAUUAUUGUCAUAGAUCUAUUUAUUUAUUGUCAUAGAUUUAGUUAGUUUCAAGGACAUAAUAAGGGAACUGAGUAGGAGCUAAGAAAACCAAGUAAUUGCAUGAUAGGUCUUAUUCUAUUCAAAAGUAAUAAGUGAAUUGCAGCAGUGUUAAUGGCAAGAAAUACAACCUGAACUAAUGCCAGCUCCAGAAAAAACACGAAUUGUUUGGAACUGAUUGGAAAGAAAUUAUGUUCAACCUACGGAAGACUCAGCAGAGAACUUCCAUGGGGUGAGUCACUGACUCGGGAGUCACUUUCUCCUAAAAGUGAAAGCAAAAAGAAGAAAACUGAAGCUAAAUUAAGGAAAAUUAACUUCCUCGGAGAAGUGGUGACAGAGGCUGCUCAGUUCAGAGACAAAAAUUGAGGUAGCUGAAGGAAUUCCAUGAGGUGCCUUCGUGCAUGGGAUGAUCCAUUGAGAGACAAUGGAUGGGAAGUGGAGAUCAAGCAGAAGGAACACAGUGCCUCAAUCCAUCAUUCACGGAAAGCUACUGCUGAUGUCUGAAUAACAGGCCAAAGAGGGUGAACUUUCAACCUUCUUUUUUAAUACUAGGAUCUUAUUUCAAGUCUUACUUAUCAAACUUAAGGGGGAAACUCCUCUCACAUAAAAUAGCACAUGCAUUUUCAUUUCUGCUGAUGUAUUUUUCCUUGAAAAUCUUUAGAAAGAUACUAGGUAGGGCUGUCCCAUAUGUUGUACCUGCUAUAUACUGCUACAUAUGUCAGAUUUCUAUCCAUGAAUAAAAAUACACUUGUUGUGUCACACUUUAUUUCAGAUAAACUCUUUUGCAGAUGUGCAAUGACUGACUCUCUUCUACCUUGUUGGCUGUAAGAUGACCUUUAUCCUCUCAGAGCUGUCACACAUUCAUUUUUGUAAAAAUUGGGGAAGCAUUUAACAAUGUAAAUAUUGCAUUUGUAAAAAUUUUAGAAGUAUUUUGUGCAUAAUUUAUGGAAUGUUGAAGUACUUGAAAAAGAUUUCAUCUCUGAUCAGCCUCUAAAAAUCUUAUAUUCAAUACAUUAAUUUCACCCCUCAAAUUCUUGCUUGGGAGUUGAGAGGGUCUUUCAUUCACCUUAAAGGAGGGUGAGGUAAUUUCACUAGUUUUGAGUGCUGACCACACAGGAAUACCUGAGUUAGGAAGCACCACCUACUGGCAGUAAACUAAUAAUUUGAAUUAUAGUAAUUAAUAAUUUGAGUCAUAAAAUCCUUAAGGUUGGAAAAUACUUCCAAGGUCAUCAAAUCCAACCUUGGAUGGCUUAUCAUCAUAACCAGUAAACUACAUUGAGAAUUCCAUGUCUACUCACUUCUUGAACACUUCCAGGGAUGGUGACUCCCCUGCUUCCCUGGGGAGCCUGUUCCAGUGUUUAACCACUCUUCCAGUGAAGAAUUUUUUCCUAAUAUCCAACCUAAACCUUCCUUGGUGAUGGACGCCCUCAGUAAUAACAUUUAGCGGUUCUUUUAAAAUCCAAAAAGGAAAAACCUAACUAUACAUUUUUGUUAUCCAGUUCUGCUUAUAAUCUUUCCAUAGUAAUCCAUACCCUCAUCCUCUCAGUACUCAUUGUCCCCAAACUUCUUUUUCAGAAGACUCCUCCCCCAGAGAAAUCAGUCCCUUAGGUUCUGUCAAAAAACAGAGUAGAGAGAUGAAUCCCUUUGUCUUACUAGAGCUUUAAAUAUUGAGUUUUUUCCAUGCAACUGUGCCCUUGAAGUAUACAAUUUCUUUCUCCAAAGGCUUUUUACCCUAAUUGCUCAUGUCCACAUUGCAGAUGCCAGUGGCAUUUGGUUCUCUGGCUUAGGGCAUUUUCUUUGGUUGUGUAUUUCCCAAUUAAUCAAAGCUUUGAAUACCUUGAAUCAGCAGAGCUUCAUUAAUAAUUAGUUACAACUUCUGUGAAAUACAUGACUGGAUGUUUAAAAGACAGAAGCUGAAAAAAUUUUACUAAAAACCCUUUUGUUCUUCCAUGAGAAAGCCUUACACUGGCAAGAAAAUAAAGUAAGGAGUUAAAUAAGACAUGGAGUGGAGGAUGAGCUUAAAGGAUGGGACUGAAAAUUAAACAGAAGUUAAAGUACAACUACUCUAAAUUUGAGGCUCGCAAUAUCAGCAUUUCUUGUCUUUCUCAUAAAAGACUGGCAAUGUUUUAUCCCUUCCAACAACCACUCAGCACUCUUCCUGUCUUACCUUUGUUCUCACUUUGACUUUUUUUACAUUUAGAGAGCUUAAAUAAGGCGUCGUGGCGUGAGGCCUUUUUUGUUUUCUGGGCUUUUUUUUAAUGAGUAAAACUUCAAUGAUAUCUUCUUUAAACUAGCUAAAGGUCAAGCUUACUUUAAACUAACUAAAGGUCAAGCUUAUUUGUCAGCCCUUUUCAGAAUAGCAGUGGGUAAUCAUAGCUUUGAAGGCUGUUGUAUAGUUCUGCAUUCCUACCUCAGAGCAGUAUCUUUAUGAAAAGAAAAUGUACUUGAAAGCCAUUGGCUGAAUAUUUGCUUACAAAAUUUAUUUUAACAUUUGUGCUCAAAUCUGCUGCUGAAUAAAUGCAUUAAUUGAA
Pyrgilauda ruficollis (rufous-necked snowfinch) is the source of this 4519-nucleotide messenger RNA. RefSeq names its product Rh associated glycoprotein (gene RHAG). Gene Ontology annotation, biological process: ammonium homeostasis; ammonium transmembrane transport. Gene Ontology annotation, cellular component: plasma membrane. Gene Ontology annotation, molecular function: ammonium channel activity. The coding region runs from base 78 to 1349 and encodes 423 amino acids. The record is from RefSeq and is a predicted model, not a curated record. The transcript has 10 exons. NCBI's taxonomy places the organism in Eukaryota, Metazoa, Chordata, Aves, Passeriformes, Passeridae.